This is a messenger RNA of Rotaria socialis, 624 nucleotides long. NCBI's taxonomy places the organism in Eukaryota, Metazoa, Rotifera, Eurotatoria, Philodinida, Philodinidae. The record is from the annotation of a GenBank genome assembly.
AUGUCGUCCGAACAAGAUACGAUUGUGCAACAAGCAGUGGAACAUCUUAUUUGCCCAUCAGAAGGAUCUAUACGUAUUGCUACAAAAGCUGAUGCAGAAAGUCUCUUUCUCCUGAUUAAUAAGGCAUUUUUUCAAAUUAUUCGCAGGUUUAAGCGGGAAGCUUUUCAAAAUCGUAUGGAGACCGUCGAUGAGGUACAUAAACUAAUGGAGAAAGGUAUUUUUCUUAUUCUCACUGCAACUGAUCAUGAGCAAUCGAUAAUUCUCAAUGAUGGAUGUUUCAUAGUUGCAUGUAUCUUUAUGAAUCAUGCAGCUUUCGGUGAGCUACCUGUGGAAAUAGUUGAUGCCAAAUUAUCCCUCAAAAUCAACUUGCUGGCUGUACAUCCAGGAAUGGUCAGACGAGGCAUUGGUCAAUACAUGAUGCAAGCUGUCGAGAGCAUGGCCAAAAUAUUUCGAUAUACGCAUGUUUUUCUUCCAGUAGUUUCUGUAAACAAGCAUUUAGUUCAUAUGUACACCAAGUGGGGCUUCAAAAUCAUUGACACAAAAACAUUGGCUGACUGUGGCAUUGAUGCAGAAAAAUUCUCGGUUCCUUGUCAUAUGAUUAUGAUGGAGAAGGAGUUAUUAUAA